Molecule: messenger RNA, 1711 nt
Organism: Austrofundulus limnaeus
Lineage: Eukaryota; Metazoa; Chordata; Actinopteri; Cyprinodontiformes; Rivulidae
Product: ras-related protein Rab-8B
Exons: 8
Coding region: 139-762 (207 amino acids)
Molecular function (GO): GTPase activity; GTP binding
Source: RefSeq, a predicted model, not a curated record
CCGGUCUCCUGUGCUGCCCGCCUGCCUGGCAGCAGUCCUGUCUGUAUGAAUCGACAGCCGACAGUUGUGUAUUUAGACAGGCAGGAACACGAACGGCCUUCCGAAACCGGAACGUGGUGAGUCCACGGGUUUGUUUAAAUGGCGAAAACCUACGACUAUCUGUUUAAGCUGCUGCUUAUCGGAGACAGCGGCGUAGGCAAGACAUGUCUGCUGUUCAGAUUCAGCGAGGAUUCCUUCAACACCACCUUCAUCUCCACAAUAGGGAUAGACUUCAAGAUCAGAACAAUAGAGCUGGACGGAAAGCGAGUCAAACUCCAAAUUUGGGACACUGCAGGGCAGGAGAGGUUUCGCACCAUUACUACAGCUUACUACAGAGGAGCGAUGGGUAUUAUGCUGGUYUAUGACGUCUGCAACGAGAAGUCCUUUGACAACAUAAAAAACUGGAUCAGAAAUAUUGAAGAGCAUGCCUCAUCAGAUGUGGAAAAAAUGAUCCUGGGAAACAAAUGUGACAUGACUGACAAGAGACAGGUGUCCAAAGACAGGGGUGAAAAGCUGGCUAUUGAUUAUGGAGUAAAGUUCUUGGAGACCAGCGCAAAGUCUGGCCUAAAUGUCGAAGAGGCUUUUUACACGAUGGCAAAAGACAUCUUACACAAUCUGUGCUCAAAGGCAACCGACAGCAGCGGCGACGGAUCGGGGAAACCUGUCAAGAUCACAGAUAAAAAAUCAAAGAGAAUUAAAUUGUUCAAGUGUUCAGUUCUCUAAGCAGCUGGCCUGUGAUUUUUCAUGUUCUGCCGUGAACUUGCUAUUAGGAUCCCUGCCCUCUUGGCCUAACUGACCGCAGCGGCAGAGGCGGCACUGCUCGUCAUCAGCAGGCUUUAUCGCCACGUGAGGGUCAACGGGUUUCAACAGGUCGUGGGCGGGUGAGAAGCCACCCCUCAUUUGCUGAACAACAAAUGAAGAAAGAUGCGAAAGACCGUCAGCAGUGGUUGGUAGCUAAACUUGCAGUGCCUGCUCACAGUGGGCUGACAUGAAAAUAUAUCAGUGGCACACUGUUUGUCUUACUCUUUCAUACUGUAGCAUCAUUUUAUACAUAACUACCUGUUGAUCAUAAUGCUGUGAGAUUAAUAUACCGAGUCUCGGCAUUGAUUGUAUUUUGCAAAUUUGUGUAUAUUUUAUUACGCUUAUGACCUUCAGUUGCACUAACAUUAUUCUGACCUCUAAGAAGCUUCAGAAGUUUGAUAAAUCAGACAAAAAACAUUUGGAAAAGUUACUUUUUGCUCUUCUUUUUUAUUAUUAUUUUUACAUUUGAACUAUUUAUACAAGUUUCUGUGUUUGGAAAAACUGUGAAGGAAGUUUAUUUCACCGAAGCUGCACUGAAAAUGUACUCUUUCACGGUUGUUUGUAUUUGCAUGAAGGAUGUAGUAGACACUUUGAAGAGGUCAAUAUUAAGCACAGUAUCUGAAAAGGGGGAAAAAUCGUUUACAGAAUGUAUAUAAAAAUGCCAAACAUAUAUAGAAAGGGAAGUUUUUUUGCUGUUCACGUGUGCAUGCAUUUUAAAAAAAUCUUUCCAAAAACCGAAGACGUUCUUUUUUUUUUUGUCUCCAACCUGAAAAGACAGCAGUUGAGGAAGGCUGUAUUGUAGAUUAAGUUCUCUGUAGGCUCUUGUAUGUUAGUAGAAUGUUAACAAAAGUAAAGAAAAUUAAUAUUCAUA